Molecule: messenger RNA, 369 nt
Organism: Dentiscutata erythropus
Lineage: Eukaryota; Fungi; Glomeromycota; Glomeromycetes; Diversisporales; Gigasporaceae
Source: the annotation of a GenBank genome assembly
UUGCCUUGUUUAAUAUCAGUCAAUUAAAAGUUCAAAACAAAAUUUUAAGUAAACAUGUUUCGAAAUUGAGAACCGAAAAUAAAGCUUUAAAGAAAGAAAACAAUGCAUUUAAAAAGAAAAGCGCAAAUGAAUAUUAUUUGAAGCAGUUUGAAAUUAGAUUGUUUGAAAAAGAGAACAAACGUCUCAAAGAACAGCCUGUAGCUUCUGUUAAAACAGUUAUUGUAGGAUGUGUUUUUGUCACAAAACUUAGUAAAUUAAUUUAUGCUAAAUAUUUACAACCACAAGAACAUGACUAUAUCUGUAAAAUGAGUUCCGAAGAUCAGCAACUUUUAAAGGUCAUACAUAUUUGUACUAGAGAUAAGAUACCAA